AUGGCCGGCGGACUCUCGGUGCAAUCAGGGGAAGAGGGGGAGCCGCAGCUUGUGGAGGCGGCAGUUGCGGUGCGGUUGCGCGGACAGAAGCAGUCGGACCUGGCAGUUCCGGGGUUUGUCGUUGCAGGGACGGAUGGCUCAACUGAGCCGGUAAAUGCGCGCGGACCGCGGAAUGCUGGAGGGGAGAACGGUUCUGCUGCGGUAUCGGCGCAGGCUGCGCCAGACAGGGCAGUCCGGGGAGCGGAUGGGGGAGUGGCGCUGACAGCAUCCGCAGCGGGAGUGGCGGGAGUUGCGGAUGCUCUGGAGCGGCAGCAAGGCCCCACGGCCCAGUGUCCUGAUUUCCGCUGCAACUGGCCGCGCACGGGGUUCUUCUUUGACCGCCCGGAGAAGGGCCAUCAGGCGGUGAUCGUGACGCCCUACACCAACCAGCCGUUCGAGUGCUGGCGCAUCUGCCGCCGCACUGAGCACUGCGCGUUCUGGAUGUUCGAGAUGCAGGCGAUCCAAGGCCGAUGCAAGCUUUGGAGGAAGGAGCAGAGCCCAUGCGAGCCAGCAGACCCUGCAGACGUCACCUCCACCACAUACCAACAAAGGGCAGAUGGGCUGUUUGUGGUGGGCGGUAACUGCGAAGGAGCUCUUCUCCCCUCUUCUGCCCGCGCUGCUCGUGCUGGUCUUGGCGUGCGCUCCAAGGUUCUGGGUGUUCACGUUCCCUCUCCUCUCACUCCCACUCCUUCUGCAGCAUCUCUCCAGGGGGGCCUGACCACGUGUGCUGCACUCAAUGCCCACGUUGGUGCUGACAUCAUCGGAGCCAAUGUCGACGGCACAGCUGACAUCAGCAUUCUCCGCAGGGGAGCAUCCGUGUAUCUGUCCUACAAGAUCACAGCUCAGGGCUUGACUCAGCGCCCAUCCUCUUCCCCUGCCAUCGUCGCCCGUAACCCCUGCUCUUCCCCCGCAACCUCCUCCUCCUCCACUUCUUCCUCCACCUCAUCCUCACCUGCCGUUACCACAUCAGGCUCCCUAUCCGGAGACGGAUCACUGCAUGCCUCCCUCUCUCCCUCCACAGGAGCCACCGGCUCCGGCUCUCUCACCACCACCACCACCACCAACCUCCUCAACUCCUCCCUCUCUGCCUCCACCACUGCCGAUGCCUCCCUCUCCCCCACCACCGGCCUUACCACCUCCAACUCCCUCUCCGCCUCCGCCUCUCUCCCCAACUCCUCCCUCUCUGCGUCCACCACUGCUGGCGCCGGCACCGCUCUUAACCCAGACGGAUCGGUUUCCACCGCGGGGGGUCUCUCAGCCUCCACCAGCCUUCUCAACACCGGAGCUACAGCAGCCGGCAGCACUGACGCCUCCCUCCCCAAAGCCACUGCUUCAGGCUCAGGAUUUGUCGCAGCCUCUACUGCUCUCCUCAACACUUCGGCCACCGCCAGCGGUGGUGCCCAUGCAUCACUCCCCAACGCCACUCUCUCUGGCUCUGGCUCUCUCUCUGCCUCCACCGGUCUGCUCAACACAUCUGCUCAGGCCGGCGCUGGUGCAACCAUCUCCCUUCCCAAUGGCACAGUCUCUGGGUCCGGUUCUCUUGCUGCUUCCUCCGGUCUGCUCAACACGUCUGCUGUCGUUGGUGCCGGUGUCAACGCAGGCUCGGGAGGCGUCCAAGCCAACCUCGGAGGCUCCACGAACCUUGACCUCAACCCCGCUGGCGUUGUCUCAGGGAUUGGUGGGGUUAUCUCUGGCGCAGGUGGAGCAGUGGGGAGCGUGGUUGGUUCGGCAGGGAAGGUUGCAGGCUCGGUGGUAGGCUCGGUGGGCAAUGCUGCAGGUUCGGUGAUUGGCACAGUGGGCAAGGUGGCCGGCUCGGCAGGGAAAGCAGCAGGCUCGGCUCUUGGCUCGGUGCCUUCGGUUCUGUCUCCCCUGGUUGUCCUUCCUGGUGCUUGGGUGAAGGCUGCAGUUGAUGCCAAUGUUGGGGUAAACAUUGGUGCUGCUGGUGCUGCUGGUGCUGCUGGAGCAGCUGCAGCAAGUGUGUAUGCGAUGGUGGGAGAGACUCGCCUCUCUGCUGACCUUGCCUCGUCCCUCCUCGCCCGCAUCUCCGCCCGCUCCUCCUCCUCCCCGUCCGCUCCUCUCCCCCUCUUCCUCUACCUCAACGCGCGGCAGAAUCUCGUUGCCUUCCUGCAGUAA
Molecule: messenger RNA, 2172 nt
Organism: Closterium sp. NIES-65
Lineage: Eukaryota; Viridiplantae; Streptophyta; Zygnematophyceae; Desmidiales; Closteriaceae
Source: the annotation of a GenBank genome assembly